Heterobilharzia americana is the source of this 2592-nucleotide messenger RNA. The record is from the annotation of a GenBank genome assembly. Lineage: Eukaryota; Metazoa; Platyhelminthes; Trematoda; Strigeidida; Schistosomatidae.
AUGCUGCAUCAUCUGUAUACUCGUUUAACAGGUCACAUGCUCAUAUUUGUCAUGUUUUACCUGGUUUAUUUCACAAAUUACCCUAGAGUUGAUGGAAUUAACUGUGCUUCUGGUUUUCAAGCAAAUAACGAUGGUAUCAGAAGUAGAAAGUGCACUACUGGUGUACAACACUGUUUAAUUACGCUUAGUCGUGAUUCAAUCAAUGAGGUCUACAAUCCUCACAGUUUUGACUGUUGGCCAUGGCCAGAAUUGGAAAACAGAUGUCCUACUGUUGGUGGAGUAUGCCAUGUCUUACACAAAUCUAAGGAUGAUUUACUUAAAACCUGCUGCUGUCACGGUCACAUGUGCAAUAACGAAACUGUUAAGAUCGUUCCUAUGGCCGAAGACAUCAGUCUCGGUGAAUUUCAUAGAAGUGGUCUUGAUCACUUUGGUUUGCGAGUACCUGAUCGGGAUUCAAACGUAAUUGUAGCCCCUCAGGAUCUUCCAAACUCAGGUGUUGUUUCUUCCUUGCACUCAGAUUCCUAUGAAGACCCUCCAGAUGAUCGACUACAGAUACAUGCAUUGAGAAUCUUUGUUAUAUGUGGAGUACUCUUUUCGACUGUAUGCACAGUUAUCCUACUUGUGUUUUGUUUAUCCCCUCGUUACAAAAAAGUCAGAAUGAAAUUUUCCCUUGCAUGCAAACAUCCGCCUUCAUCUUCAUAUUAUCAAAGUGGAUUAGAUAAUCGUGUCCGUGGAACACUAUCAAUCAUUGACUGCUUUCAUUGUCCAAAACGUUUGUCUUUCAAGUCAUCUUAUGCUGGUGAUUGUGUUAUGACUUAUCCUGUCCAAGAUCCAGAAACUACACAUCAUAGCAUUUCUAAUGGUGAUAAUCUUCCCAGAGGAGCUUCAUGUACUGAUUCUAUUGGUAGUGGCUUUGUAUUCUCUGAUGUCUCAGAAAGUGGAUCAAUUGCAACAGAAGUGACUAACCUACAGCUUGUAGCUAAAUGUUGUCAAAAAGAGAAAUUGAUUGGUCGUGGGCGUUUCGCAGAAGUAUGGCUGGCCAGUGUCCCUUUAUCAGUAAUUACAAACCAAAUGAAGAUAACUAACGAUUUACUAGACCAAUCAAAUCAUAAAAAUAAUCAUAGUAAUGGUAUAAAACCCAGUCAAUCAACUAAUGGAUCACUUCUUGGGAAUAAUUCAAAUACAAAUUCUUCUUGGCAUCUAUUUUGUUGUCAGUCGGAUAACCGGUUUAAGACAGUAUCUAGUACUGCAGUGAAGCGAAAUGAUUCUAACACAUCAUCCUUAUUUCGUGAAUCUCACCCUCAAAUUUCUUUAAAUUAUUUAUGCAGUGAAAAGGACCAAUAUUCUCAGUCAAAAAUCUCAUCUAAAGAAUGUUUCGAUCCUGAAGAUCUGCAUCUUACUGAAACUACCUCUCGUUUAUUGCUGUCAUCUGCAAUCGCGUCGUCUAAUGUAACUAAUAAUUCAUCAGUCAAUGGUCAUUCUAUCACUGAUGAAUGUCCUAUGCUUGUAGCUGUGAAGACAUUCACACCUAAUGAAUUUGAUGCUUGGAAAACAGAAUUGGGCAUUUUCAAGGCUAUUCACUCGCAUAUUGGUCACCCUAACAUUGUUUUGUUACUAGGAGCGGGAUCAGUACAGCUUUGUCAACCGUUAGUAACUGAAUAUCGUCUAGUGAUGGAAUUUACUGCAGGUGGUUCACUACGUCAACUUCUAUCAAGCGGAAGUUGGCUAUCAUUUAGCCAUGUAUUGAAAAUCUCUGAUGAUAUUGUCCAAGGAUUGGGAUUUCUGCAUAUGGCUCAUCGUGAUUUGAAACCAGAAAAUAUCUUGAUACGAUUUGAUGGUAGUGUUUGCCUAUCAGAUUUUGGACAAUCUGUAUGCUUAACAGAAAUUUCGCCUAGUAGUCCUGUAUCAAAUAAUUCCUGUAGGACUUCAUCACAGGAUGUACUAACUACCACCUAUUCAGUUAGUUCAGCAUUGGAGUCUAUGCCAAAGGCUGGUACGUUAAGAUAUCAAGCCCCAGAAAUUAUUGAUGGAGCUAUUUCUUUCACUGGUUGGGCUCUAUUACGUACAGAUAUAUAUUCCUUAGGAUUAAUUCUAUGGGAAUUGCUCACAGCUGUUUGCUUACCUGUUGUAUGUGAAAAGACACUUGAAGAAGAUUAUGAUGUCGACAAACUUGACUUGAAAUUGAUCGAACCUGUUCUUAGCAUCAACUCUUCAGUUGGCUCAGAUUUGUAUAUGAUGAAUGAUUUACACUCUGAACUUGAUCAUUUAAACUAUGAAACCAAUACAGUGAACGUGAAUUAUCAUACACCAGAACAUAGAAAAAUGAAAAAACGGCAUCAUUGGCUACCUUAUGAAAAGGAAUUGGGAUCAUUUUGUAAUUCAUCUGCUGCUUUGCAACAGUUAGUUUGUGUAGAAAAAUAUCGUCCAACAAGUCAUCCAUUGUGGUGUAAUUCAUCCCUGAUUACUCACUUUCAUCGGACAAUCAGUGAAUGCUGGGAUCAUGAUCCAGAAGCACGUCUUACAGCUGAUUGUAUUUUAAAGCGUAUCCGUUCAUUAAACACUCAAUUGGCUAGAUCGAAAAACUCAGCCUAA